UUUUUCGAAGGUGUUAAACCGCAUUUUCUUGUACGUUUUCAUUUUCGCCAAAUUAGAUUAAUACAUUUAGGUGUUAUUCGUUAGUCGGAUUAGGCAUUGGCCAGUUAGUGCGACUGCCAGGGGACAUCAAAGCGAGUAACACACAAGAGAAAACUACAGCCAGGAUGGCGGACGUGAUCGUGGACUCGGAGAGCACCGACUCGAAGGAACUGCUCGCCCAGGGUAUCAGGGCGUUCUAUCUGCAGGACUACGAAGCGGCCGUCGUCGCCCUGAGCCGAGCUUCCGAACUGAUGGUCGCGGAACACAGCAACGAUCAGCACGAAGAACUCGCCGAAGUCUACACGUAUUACGGCAAAUCCCUGCUGGGGCUUUCGCGACAACAGAACGAAGCCCUCGGCGACGCGGUGCCCCGAAACGUCGAAGAAUCCGACGAGGACGAGGGUAAGGCCAGCUCGGCGGAGGACGAGGACGAGGAGGCCUCCAAAGAAGGGGAAGCUGCGAAGCAAGAAGAAAAGGAAGAGGAGAGCAGUAACGAACGAAAUGGUACCGGCGACGAAGCUAGUACCAGCAAGGGGGACUCGACCGACGACGGCAAGGGCGACGACGAGCCCACCGACCUGCAGGUCGCUUGGGAGGUGCUCGAACUCGCUCGCAAGAUCUACCAGCGGCAGGGCGAAAGCUCCAGCAAGAACCUCGCAGACACGUUGGUCGUGCUGGGCGAGGUGUCAUUGGAAAGCGAAAUCUACGACUCCGCCAUUAAUGACAUGAAACAAGGUUUGGAGAUCCAGAAGCAGCUGUUCGGCGACGACAGCAGAGUCGUCGCGGAGACUUAUUACAAAUUGGGCGUGGCUUACUCGACCAACACCCAGUUCGACGAGGCAAUCGAGAGUUUCCAGAAUUCGUUGCAGUACCUGCGCAACAGGAUCAGUAGCUUGCAGAAGGUAAAGCCGAAUACGGACGCCCAGAAGGAGGAGGUGGAGGAAAUCGAGGGCCUGAUCCCGGACAUCGAAGAGAAGGUGGCGGACAUGAAGAACUGCAAGGAUGAGGCGAUUAAAAAAAUCAGCGAGGCCGUGAGGGAGGUAACGAGAUCGGCGGCGCCCGCCGGGCAGGCGUCGGCGACGUCCCGUCCGGCGUCGGACAUCUCGCACCUCGUCAAACGGAAACGCAAGGCGGAAGACGAUCCCGAGGAUCAGACCGCGGCGAAACAGCCGUCGAUGUCGUGAAACGCCCAACCCCGCGCUGAUCGUUUUGACAGACGUCAAAAAUGACGUUUCGGGUUCUGUCAAAUUGUUUUUUGUUCGAUCCCUACCGCGCAAGCGGGGACGUGGGAGUUUAUUUAUUUUGUACCCUAUAUAGGAGUGUUUUUUGUGUCAAAUAAAAGGACUGAGGUUU
Messenger RNA from Cylas formicarius (sweet potato weevil), 1392 nucleotides. RefSeq names its product protein HGV2 (gene Nasp). Lineage: Eukaryota; Metazoa; Arthropoda; Insecta; Coleoptera; Brentidae. Gene Ontology annotation, cellular component: nucleoplasm. The coding region runs from base 165 to 1223 and encodes 352 amino acids. The record is from RefSeq and is a predicted model, not a curated record. Gene Ontology annotation, biological process: DNA replication-dependent chromatin assembly; CENP-A containing chromatin assembly. Gene Ontology annotation, molecular function: histone binding. The transcript has 5 exons.